Aspergillus udagawae is the source of this 1089-nucleotide messenger RNA. RefSeq lists its product as uncharacterized. NCBI's taxonomy places the organism in Eukaryota, Fungi, Ascomycota, Eurotiomycetes, Eurotiales, Aspergillaceae. Bases 1 to 1089 code for a protein of 362 amino acids. The transcript has a single exon. The record is from RefSeq and is a predicted model, not a curated record.
AUGCCCAUCUACGACAUAACCCAUUACCUUCCUAUCGAAACCCUCCCACCCCCCGAAACCGACAAAACCUACUACACCAAACCUAUCCUCGUGCUCACCGUCUCCCUCCGAAUAAACACCUGGAACAAAUAUCUGUCUCUGAUCCGCAAACUCCAGCGCGAGGCCCGCCUCCUCUGCGUCACAAACGUCUACGACCUGAACGAGCUGGUUGACGAGCACGCAGACGAGAUUGCUGGGUUUAUCGUCACUACCGGGGAGAUCAUGCUCGCGGACGAGUACGUUCCUGUCCUCCCUCCUCGCCACAGUGAAAAAAACACCAACAACCCAAUGUCAACCCCGUGCUCAAACACAAAUGGAAUUGAAAUCGAAGAAGGAAUGAUAGAAGGCCUCCCCACGCGCCUCGCAACCCUCCUCAAACACCCACCCGCGGCACACAACACCUACUCCCUCGUCUUCGCAUUCGAGUUCCCCCGCGCAGCAGCCAGAUAUCCCACUUCCUUUACGGCUUUUACGCAGGCUCACUUCGGGCUGAACUGGAGCAUCGCAGGGACAUCACGCCAGAGAGCAGCGAUGGAGCUUCAGCCACACAUUCCGGGGAUGUUAGCGGCGAGGACGUACCGCCGGUGGUUCCAUAUCCGGGGGGUGUUUCUGAGGGGUGUACCGCGACAGGAGAAAGUGUUGGUGAGCUGCGAAGAUGGAGAGGUUGAGUUUGGGGAGGGGGAGAGGAUGAAUCGGUGGACGCUUUGGCAUCGGAGGCCGUGGAUUGAGACGCCGGAUACGGUUGUUGGAGAGUGGGAUGAGAUUCAGAGUGAGACUGAGGGAGUGGGGGAUGGGGAGGAGGAGGAAGAGGGAUAUCUGGGUGAUAGUGAGGAGGUCGGUGACGAAGAUGAUGAAGAGGGAGACCGAGAGGAUGAGGAGCUUCGUGCAGACUGCCCCGUUGCCAUCCACGAGGUCAAAACCGCGAACGGAACUGAAACUGAAGAGCUAGGAGGAAGCUACGUUGCCUUUGUCGGUCACCUGGAAGACAGCCGCUCGAUGGCCUCGUUGAUACUAGGGAUCUGCGGUGUCGAGAUGGACGAUUCUGAAUAG